This is a messenger RNA of Peronospora matthiolae, 999 nucleotides long. NCBI's taxonomy places the organism in Eukaryota, Oomycota, Peronosporomycetes, Peronosporales, Peronosporaceae. The record is from the annotation of a GenBank genome assembly.
AUGGCGACCACGACCGCAUCACCUGACGCCGCGAAUGCGUACGCUACUGCCGCUGCUGCUGACCCGAGUCUGCCUACGAUCCACCCAAAGCCCGUGACCGUGCUGGUUAUCGGUAUGGCCGGUAGCGGCAAGACGACGCUCAUGCAGCGCCUUGCUGUCUAUGGCAUGGACUCAGGCUUGCGCAAUUACGUCAUCAAUUUGGACCCCGCCGUGCGCAAAACUGGGUACACUGCGAACAUCGACAUUCGCGAUACGGUGGACUACAAGCAAGUGAUGAAAGAGUACGGGUUAGGUCCGAAUGGCGCCAUUAUGACGUCGCUCAAUUUAUUUGCCACACGGUUCGACCAGGUCGUUGAUCUAGUGGCCAAACGCAGUACUGACCUCGACUAUGCUAUUGUCGACACGCCUGGGCAAAUCGAAGCCUUUACGUGGUCUGCGUCGGGCCAGAUCAUCACCGAAUCGCUCGCGUCCACGUUUCCAUCCGUGAUUGCUUACGUGGUGGACACGCCUCGUACGGCCAGUCCCAAUACGUUCAUGUCCAACAUGUUGUACGCCUGCAGCAUUUUGUACAAGCUGAAGCUGCCGUUCGUGGUUGUGUUCAAUAAGAUUGACGUGUUGCGGCACGACUUUGCGACCGAGUGGAUGACGGACUUUGAAGCGUUUCAGAAAGCACUGGACGACGUGCAGGACGACAGCUACAUGGGAAGUCUCUCGCGCUCGCUCAGUCUCGUGCUCGAAGAGUUUUACAACAACUUGACGUCUGUCGGGGUGUCUGCUGCCACUGGAGAAGGGAUGCCCGAGUUCUUUGCUGCUGUCGAUCAAGCUGCAAAGCAGUACGAAAACGAGUACCUUCCUGAUCUAUUAGCGCGCGUGAAGAAACAGCAGACGAAGAGACACGAGCAAGAAGAGGCGGCACUGUCGACCGUCAUGCAGGACAUGGCCAUUUCUAGUGAGAAAGCAGCGGCGCCUGUCACAGGAGGCGAGCGCACAGAUUUGUAA